This is a messenger RNA of Cicer arietinum (chickpea), 975 nucleotides long. Lineage: Eukaryota; Viridiplantae; Streptophyta; Magnoliopsida; Fabales; Fabaceae. The record is from RefSeq and is a predicted model, not a curated record.
UUGGUCUUGUACAAACACUUGAGAAAUAUCUCAGGGUGAUAGAAUGAUAAAAUGAUCGCUGGAGCUCAAUCUUAGAAGGGGAACAAUAUAUCUCAUCAUCGCUGCAACUACACCAGAUAAAUCUUUUCUUUUUCUUUGUAAACCCUUUUCUCUCUACUAUCUUCAACUAACCCUAAUCCCCAAAACCCUUAAAUUCAAUUUUGAACAAUCCUAAAUUCAUCUCUCUCGUUUCACUUUACGAUUUGCAGUAGCAAGUAAGUUCUAUUCUCUUUCCAAAUCAUUUCAGUUUGCGAUAUCAAUUUUAUUUUGGUAAUCUUGCUUGUUAAGUGUCAUUUUUUCGUGAUUUGCUGAAUGAGGUUGUGGGUUUGCGAUUUGUUCUGUUUUUGCGAUUCAUUCACACGACACAUUAUCCUGAUUUUUGGAUUAGGGUUCAUUUUUACCCCUUUUGUAUAUAUUUUCCUUAAUUUGUGGUUAAUUAGUUUUAAGGCAUUUGAUGAAGGAAACGGACUCGAAGUUGGGUGGAGCCAAGUUCGGAUUGAUGAGGUAUUACAAUCACUGGGCAAACUAGUGAGGCUGUAUUCAGAAGUGCAUCUAUUGAGGUCGUUGAAGCACAAUAACAUUGUAAGGUUCUACAAUUCCUGGAUUGAUGACAAACACAAGAAUGUUAACAAGAUAGUUAUUCACCUCAGGGAGCCUCAAACACAUAAGUGUUUCAUUGUCGCAACAUGUGAUCGUGACUUGAAGAGGAGAAUUCGGAAGAUUCCUGGUGUGCCAAUAAUGUACAUCACUAAAAAGGUCAAGAGUGUAAUAGAUUGAUGUUCAUGAUGGUGGUGUUAAUGACUUGGGAUUUUCAUAUCCAAACAAUAAGCUAUGCUUUGUAACUUGUGGAGAUGAUAAGUUAAUAAAGGUAUGGGAUUUGAAUGGAAAUAAGGUCAUGUAGCAUCUGUUUAUUCUGUUUUACCGAGUCAGAAAGAA